Molecule: messenger RNA, 1684 nt
Organism: Spirodela intermedia
Lineage: Eukaryota; Viridiplantae; Streptophyta; Magnoliopsida; Alismatales; Araceae
Source: the annotation of a GenBank genome assembly
AUGGCGGCACUUGAGAGAAGCAGCGUGUGAUAAAGGGGUAAUUUUAUAUUUUUAUCCAACUUUAUUAUAUAUCUUUUUUAUUUUGCAUUACUUAUGGUUAAGAGGAUAUAACUAUGGUUGAUUGAGGGAAUAAAUAUAUAAUUCAGAGUAUUCUGAAGGACCAAUAGCGAUAGGUGAAAAAGAUGAAGGACUUUUUCCAGAAAUAUAUAAUUGAUCAUAAUUAAUCUUAAAAAUGAGGAUAAUAAAAAAAAAUCUGGGCGGAGUUGAGUCUAAUAAUAAUAAUAAUAAUAAAUAGUAGUAAUAAUAAUGUUAUUUUUAAGGUGAGGAGUAUGUGAUCAAUUUUUACGUAUUCAUUAUGAGGAUCUAUAAAUAAUUAUAAUAUACAUUUUUAAAAAUGUGGAGUUUAGUGUAAUAAAAAUAUUAUGAGGGUAAAUGUGAUAAAAUGUAAAAAUUUAGGAGACUACUCGGUAUUUUCCACCAUAUCUUUUGCGUGCCCUACCGUGUGUAAUCCCGCCCAAUCCUGCCGGCACCGUCGUCCCUUCCACUGCUUCUCCUCCGGUAGACUCUUCGCCGGCGAUCUCCGCCACCGUCCUCCUUCAACGGCGGCGUCGCCGCCCCCCUGAGCCAGGUCACUCCAUAGUAUUUAGCUAUCCUCUUCAUCCUCUCGAAUUCGGCGUGAGCUUCAGGCCCUGCGGCCAUCGUCGGUGACCAGUUGUGUUCCCCUUUCACGCGCGCGACUUGUUCGGCGAAACGACCAGCGGACUGCCGGCGAACGGCCGACGGCUUCAGAGCCUCUGAUAGAGCUCAAUAUGCUGGCAAUCAUGGCGGCGUCGAGGGCACCGCUUCCUGUAUUUACGUGGCACGGCGCAGGUCUCCCACCACCGCCCUCUCGUGAUUCGAAUCUUCUUUCUUGCCGGCCGAGAUUCUUCCUCUCGAGUGGCAGCAGAUCUCGUUCUUCUCGCCCCGCCGCAGUUCCGGCGAUGGCGUUCUCGGCGACGAACAAGGUCCGACCUCCUCCUUUCUUUCAGUUCCUGAUUUGGUGACUUUUCCGAAGAAUGAAUCCGAGGAUCUCUACAGAUUCCCCGAACACCGGCGCUGCGCGCUCAUUCCGCAGGACGGGGCUAUCGGCCGCAACUCCAGCAGGUCAACUAUGGCGACGGCGAUCAGGAGGCCUUCUGGCUGGCGCUCCUCAAGGAUGUCAUCUGGUACUGCUCACAGAUAUCGUAUUCGUUGUUUCUUCCAUGAUCAACCGGUUCAUCUGAAUCUCGGGACUCAGAUGUCGAAGUUGGAUGAUUUCUUUUUAUUUUUGUGUGUUUGGGGGGGGGGGGGAAUCGGGGGGAACAAGAUGAGAUAAAGUGGUGAAAUCCUCUAGAAGUUUCUGAUGACCUUCUUCGCGUCUGCUACCGGGCAGGAGCUUCAGGUUCCUCGUAUCAUUCUUGGCGGAGCAGCCCGGCCAGUUGAAGUACAUCGAGUGGCCGAGCUUCCAAACCACGGUCUGUACUCUGCACCGAGUUAUUUCCCCUCUCCCUCUCCCUCUCUCUCACUCCUGUAAUCUUCGCUGGGGAUGCAGCUGAAGACAGCGGCGCUGACGCUGGUGCUGGUGGCAGUGCUGAUCGUGGCGCUGUCCUCCGUUGACUCGGGGCUCUGCUAUCUGUUGGCGCUGAUGCUCAGAAGCUCGGUGUAA